Messenger RNA from Hippoglossus stenolepis (Pacific halibut), 481 nucleotides. Its product is annotated as spexin prohormone 1. Gene Ontology annotation, molecular function: neuropeptide hormone activity. Lineage: Eukaryota; Metazoa; Chordata; Actinopteri; Pleuronectiformes; Pleuronectidae. The transcript has 5 exons. The record is from RefSeq and is a predicted model, not a curated record. Bases 134 to 475 code for a protein of 113 amino acids.
UGGUGAUGAGGGGGUUUGUUAUUAUUAAUUAAUUAAUUAUUAAUUAUUAAAGAAAAGAGAGGAGCACAAAUCAGAAAUCAAACAUUUAGACUCAAACUGCAGCCUGCGGGAGAGCAAAUUAACGAGUUCAACGAUGUCUCUAAUAGUCUCGUUGUUUGUGGUGAUGUUGGUGACUCAGUGCUGGACGGCUCCACAGAGGAGGAACUGGACUCCACAGGCCAUCUUAUACCUGAAAGGAGCACAGGGACAUCGCUCAGUGCUGCAGCGAAACAGCCGAGACAAAGAUGACACUUCACUCUCAGUGACUCACAAACUGAGCGGUGAUGGACUGGUGUUAUCUUGGGCCUCAUCCGUCCUCCUGCAGCUUCUGCAGCGAGCCGUGGAAGAAGGUACAACCCAGAGCGACGUCACCAACACGCUUCCUGACAAUCAUCCAUCAUAUACGUGUUUUCUUCCUCAGGUGGACACAAAUUAGACGAUU